AUGACCAACUUUGUGACAGCUAUAGACUUCGUCUAUAAACCUUAUCAUAACAUCUUUAAGCAAUGUCUAUUGUUGUUUUUUUUUCUGGCUCAGAAAGCAAACCAAGGGCAGAGCAGAAUUGUGUAUGCUAAUCCAAAAUAUGUCCGAAACGUUCACAUACUGACCGCUAGAGCGUCUAAAGGGAAACCUUAUACUACUAACUUUACUAUGGAAGCUUUGACUCAAAUAGAAGAUAACAUCACGAUGAUUGCAACUUACAACUUCAAAGGAAUGAAGGUACAGUGGAAAGAGACAUUUUGUAAAAUUAUCAGGUUCAAAUGGGUUAAGGAUUUUGUAAAUGAAUUCUUUCAGCCAGCUAUCACGAGGUGUCCUUGGCCCGUCGGUAAUUAUUCGAUAAUUGAUAUGGAACUACCACCGAAGAACCUGCAUCUACCGUUAUCUCAAGGUAAAUUGGAUCCGUCCGUGGACUUCCUGAUAACCGGAACCAAUACAUAUGUACUUCGGAUUACGAUGUUAUUGGUUUUGACCUAA
Molecule: messenger RNA, 531 nt
Organism: Bombyx mandarina (wild silkworm)
Lineage: Eukaryota; Metazoa; Arthropoda; Insecta; Lepidoptera; Bombycidae
Source: RefSeq, a predicted model, not a curated record